Messenger RNA from Chelonus insularis, 1607 nucleotides. It is a transcript of the gene Ran, whose product is annotated as RAN, member RAS oncogene family. Lineage: Eukaryota; Metazoa; Arthropoda; Insecta; Hymenoptera; Braconidae. The coding region runs from base 240 to 887 and encodes 215 amino acids. Gene Ontology annotation, cellular component: nucleus; cytoplasm. The record is from RefSeq and is a predicted model, not a curated record. Gene Ontology annotation, biological process: ribosomal subunit export from nucleus; protein import into nucleus. The transcript is spliced from 3 exons. Gene Ontology annotation, molecular function: GTPase activity; GTP binding.
UGAGAAAAAAUAAUUUUUAUUGUACGAAAUAGCUGAAAAUUAAUAAAAAAUUGUAGAAAAUAAUAAAAUUGUUAAUUUUUUUAUGAUUUUAAACAUCUAUUCAAAUCACUUUUAGAUAGAAUUAUUUUUGCCGCAUUCGUGCGAGGUGGUUUACUCCACCAUUUGAAGGAACGCCAUUGUGAGCCAUAACGACUGUGGUGCAAGAUUUGAGCAAGAAUAAUUGAACAAGUUUACUAAAAAUGGCUCAAGAAGCUGAUGUACCAACUUUCAAAUGUGUGCUUGUCGGUGAUGGAGGUACUGGAAAGACAACAUUCGUUAAACGUCAUUUGACUGGUGAAUUUGAAAAGAAAUAUGUAGCUACCUUGGGUGUUGAAGUACAUCCUUUAAUUUUCCACACAAAUCGAGGGCCCAUUCGGUUUAAUGUUUGGGAUACAGCUGGCCAAGAGAAGUUUGGUGGUCUACGAGAUGGUUAUUAUAUUCAGGGACAGUGUGCUGUUAUUAUGUUUGAUGUAACGUCUCGGGUCACAUAUAAGAACGUACCCAAUUGGCAUAGAGAUUUAGUCAGAGUUUGCGAGAAUAUUCCAAUUGUUUUAUGUGGAAACAAAGUUGAUAUUAAAGACAGAAAAGUAAAAGCCAAAAGCAUUGUGUUUCAUAGAAAGAAGAAUCUUCAGUACUAUGAUAUUAGUGCAAAGAGUAACUAUAACUUUGAGAAACCUUUCCUCUGGUUAGCAAGAAAAUUAAUUGGUGAUCCUAACCUUGAGUUUGUUGCUAUGCCUGCACUUUUACCACCGGAAGUUACUAUGGAUCCACAAUGGCAACAACAGAUCGAGAAAGAUCUUAAAGAAGCUCAGGAAACCGCUUUGCCAGAAGACGAUGAGGACCUUUAGUUCAUUCAAUCGUGCGUAUGGCCUUUAAAAUGGCCUAUUACAAAUGCUCUACUAUCUAGUGAGCUGACAGCAUUUUAUUGGUCUAAAAAAAUUUCUCUUAAUAUAAUAUAAGGAAUAUUUGUUUCGAUUAUUAAUCAGUUAUUAAAUUUUUCAAUAAUUGUUCUUUUUUUCUUAAUAAAAUAAAAGUAGAUAAUACAAAAUUAAUUAUUAUUGCCGUUUGUAAUUAAUUGAAUAUCAUUAUUUAUCACAAAAUGAUCAAUAAUUUAUAAUUAAAGUUAUUUAUUAACUUUAAACAAUUAGAACUUAAAUUAUAACAUCCUUUCAGGUGCUUGAAAUUGGAGGAAACGGGCAUCAAUAAUGCAGUUUAAUUCUCAAAAACUAUUCCAAUUAAAAUUAUAUAAAAUGACAGUCUGUUUAAAGUAAAAUAAUUUCCUAUUUUUCUAAGUAAAUAUUAUUAAUUUGUUUAAAUUAUCACUAGUUUUUCCUUUAAAAUAAAAAGUUGUUCAGUAAUAAAAUAAUCAAUGAAAGUAUAUCACUGUAAGAAAUGGAAAAUUCUCAUUCAAAAAGUGUCAUGUAAAUUAUAGAAUUAAAUCACUUAGAAUGAACGCGAUAGAAACUAUCAAAAAGUGUGUUUGCUUUUGAAUGAACGUUUGAUGAUUUUAUUUGAUACAGCCAAUAUUGUAUGAUCAUGAUCAAUAAAAAAUAUAACUGAAAUAAAAA